UGCUCUCCCACUCACAAUUACUCAGAACAGAGACGAAGACAACGAAACGACUGCGAGAGCUUGUUACUCCAUUUUCAUCAUCAAUACUCUGCAAUCACAUGUGAUUGGGUUAUAAAUUGAUUGACAGACAGUGAUCAGUCCAUCAAAAGUGUGUUCGGAUUGAGUGAUAUAUAUAUUAUAUACAGAAAGAGUUUAGCAUUCAUAUCUCAAUUCCUUCCAAUCAAUGGCGGAAACAACUAAAGAGAAGUUACUAAAUAACCAUACAGAGAAACAUUUUACUGCAGGAGCAAUUGUGAGAGAUGUGAUUAUUGGUGUUUCAGAUGGUCUUACUGUUCCAUUUGCUCUUGCUGCUGGUCUCUCCGGUGCUAAUGUCGGUUCUUCCAUUAUUGUUACUGCUGGUCUUGCUGAAGUUGCUGCAGGGGCUAUAUCCAUGGGUCUUGGAGGGUAUCUUGCAGCGAAAAGCGAAGAGGAUCAUUACUAUAGGGAGCUAAAGAGAGAACAAGAGGAGAUCAUCAAUGUCCCUGAUACAGAGGCUGCUGAGUGUGAAGAAAUUCUAGCAGAGUACGACCUACAGCCACAUGAAUAUGCACCCCUGAUUAGUGCUCUUCGGCAGAAACCCCAGGCAUGGCUGGAAUUUAUGAUGAAGUUUGAACUCGGGCUAGAGAAGCCAGAUCCAAGAAGAGCAUUAGAGAGUGCAUUUACGAUUGCAUUCGCUUACAUCCUAGGUGGAUUAGUACCCCUCUCUCCAUACAUGUUCAUCCCAGACGCUAUGAAAGCUAUGCUAACCUCAGUGGGCGUCACAUUAAUAGCAUUACUGUUUUUUGGCUAUGUUAAGGGUCGCUUCACCGGAAAUCGACCUAUCAGAAGUGCUUUGGAGACGGCUCUGAUUGGAACUAUUGCCUCAGCUGCAGCUUAUGGAAUAGCUAAGCUUGUACAAGCAAAAUAAGCUAAAAAGAAGAUCCAAACCGCCAAACCAGAAUGGCACUAAUCGUUUUUCUUUUUCUCUCUAUCGGACAGAGUUUAUCAGUUUCAUUCUCAUAAUUUCGUUAUCUGCUAUCAAUUGUCUAAUGUAAUCCCAUAUUCCACUUUAAAUGGAAUCGUCUUGUGUCCUCUGCUUGAUAUAAAUCAGCUCGAGCACUUUAGUCUGUAAGAGUAUUAUCAUCCCCCAGAAAAGCAGUGGUGCAGGGAGAAUAUCCGCGCACCAAGUGCAAAGUUAUGUUGCCAUAAAACAGGUGAGAAAAUCAAACAACUUGGUUUUCAGAACAGCAUCUUUAGCUGAGAUGGGCACGCCCACGCGUGAUAUCUUCUUUAUGCAAU
This is a messenger RNA of Papaver somniferum (opium poppy), 1317 nucleotides long. Its product is annotated as vacuolar iron transporter 1-like. Gene Ontology annotation, biological process: intracellular manganese ion homeostasis. NCBI's taxonomy places the organism in Eukaryota, Viridiplantae, Streptophyta, Magnoliopsida, Ranunculales, Papaveraceae. The coding region runs from base 224 to 946 and encodes 240 amino acids. Gene Ontology annotation, cellular component: vacuolar membrane. Gene Ontology annotation, molecular function: iron ion transmembrane transporter activity; manganese ion transmembrane transporter activity. The transcript has 4 exons. The record is from RefSeq and is a predicted model, not a curated record.